AAGGGUCCCCAUUUUUAUUGAAUUCUAAUUUUUAGGGACAGUUAAAAUAUUUUGGUCCUCUAAUUUUGUUCCCUUACAUUCCUUUUUUUGUAGUAUACAACUCACAUUCCUUUUAUUCCAAUUCCAAAAAGGUAUCAUUUUUAAGCAUUUUUUGUUUCUGUUUUUGGUUUGUUUCAUAACUUACUCAGUUGAUGACAAAUUUUCUAAUUAUAGAAAUAAUUUGUUAGCUUUCAGAAAAAACAGCAAUACCCUUAUGCAUAAUGUGAGCUAAUUCUUGUCUCUCAUUUUAGAAUUCUUGGUUUAAGUUAUUAUAGCCACAUUUUGCUUGUAUUACUCAAUUUUUAUUGUUUUUUAGAGUUUUUUUUAUUGAUUUGAGGAUCUGGGUUCUUGUAAAUUGUCAAAAUAAGAUUUGGGUAUCAAUUAGAAUUUGUAAUAUCAUUGAAUUGAUGAUCUGGGUCCUUUGUAUCCUAGUUUUUACAUCAAAAAGUUCAAGAAUUUGAACUUUUUCAAGUAUUGUAUUGUGGAAUUGGAGACAAAUUUGGAAAUUCUGGAGUUUGGUAUAGGCAUGUUUUGAUUGAUGAUUUUGAAGCUGAUAAAACCACUCUCAGUGUUGAGAAUCAAGAGACACUGGAUUGAAAUUAUGGGGUGCAUUUGCUCGAAAGGAACUCGAGCAAAUGAAAGUGUAGAGAAUGAUUGUGUGAGCAAAGAAAUAACUAAAUAUGGGAAGCAUUCGGUCUCUUGUUCUAAAAGAGAUGAAGCUGUAGCACAAACUGAUAGUGGUAAUGAUGUUACAACAAGUUUGAUAUCGAAUCAACCGAAAAAUAGUAACGGUGGAUCCACUUCUAUGUCAUCUGAUGACGAGGAUAAGAAAAAACCUUCGACGGGCAAUGAUCAUAAGGUGUCUAGGAUAUUAACUUUGUCUCAUGGUGAAAAAGGAGCACAGGUUGUUGCUGGUUGGCCUUCUUGGCUGAGUGCUGUGGCUGGAGAAGCCAUCAAUGGAUGGGUGCCACGGAAGGCGGAAUCAUUUGAGAAGUUGGGUAAGGUUGGACAAGGAACUUACAGCAGUGUAUAUAACGCCCGUGACCUUGAAACAAACAAAAUAGUUGCUCUGAAGAAGGUUCGAUUUGCUAAUAUGGAUCCUGAAAGCGUUCGUUUCAUGGCAAGAGAAAUAAUUAUUUUACGCAGGCUUGAUCACCCAAAUGUGAUGAAGCUUGAAGGAAUAAUUACUUCAAAAAUGUCCGGUAGUUUAUACCUUAUAUUUGAAUACAUGGAGCAUGAUCUUGCAGGACUUUUAGCAACACCAGGAAUUAAGUUCACCGAAGCACAGAUCAAGUGUUACAUGAAACAACUACUUCAUGGACUUGAGUACUGCCACAGUCGCGGAGUUUUGCACCGUGACAUUAAGGGUUCAAAUCUUUUGAUCGACCAUAACGGCGUCCUUAAGAUUGGUGAUUUUGGGCUGGCAACUUUUUAUAACCACCCUCAGAAGCAGCCUCUAACAAGUCGUGUGGUAACAUUAUGGUACAGACCCCCUGAACUAUUGCUUGGUGCCACAAAUUAUGGAGUUUCUGUAGAUCUUUGGAGCACUGGUUGUAUUCUUGCUGAAUUGUUUGCUGGGAAGCCUAUCAUGCCUGGAAGAACAGAGGUGGAGCAACUUCAUAAAAUAUUCAAACUUUGUGGAUCACCAUCUGAAGAGUAUUGGAAGAAGUCAAAGCUACCACAUGCAACAAUAUUUAAACCUCAACAACCCUAUAAACGUAAAGUUUCCGAGACAUUCAAGGACUUCCCUUCGUCUACAUUGGCCCUUUUAGAUGUCCUCCUUGCAGUAGAACCUGAGGGCCGUGGAACAGCUCAUUCAGCACUUAGUAGUGAGUUCCUUACUACACAGCCUUUUCCUAGUGAACCGUCAAGUUUGCCCAAGUACCCACCAAGUAAGGAGUUUGAUGUGAAGCUUCGAAAUGACGAUGCUAAAAGGCGGAAAGGACAUGGAAGUAAAGGACGUACACAAGAAUCAACUAGAAAGAAUUCCAAAGGAUCUAAAGCGGCGCCAGCACCAGAUGCCAUUUCAGAUUUGUCAGCAUCCACUCAGAAGCGACAAUCACAGUCUAAUGCUAAAAGCGUUGGUGGAAAAUUAAAUUUGGAAGAAGAAGGUAGUUCUUCUAGCUUCCCCAUUGAUCCUCCAGAUGGAGCAGCAAAGAACGUCCACCCUCAUUCAGGGCGGUCAAUGCAUCCGACGAUCCUUGGAACUUCAUCACGUGGUAUAAAUGCUCACGGGAAUGAGGCUCACGGGGCUUCCACCCAAGAAUUUUCUUCUCCUAAGAAGAGUCAAGAAUUGAAAAAUCAAAGAUCUUUUAUUCAACGGGGCUCAUCCCAGUUGUCGAGAUUUUCAAAUUCUGUUGCACUUAGAGGCAGUUCAAAGUUGGAUAGUGGCAGUGCAACAACUAAUGCAAGUCCACACUGGCAAGAGGAUCGUUAUAAUCCUCGAUAUAACCAUCUAGAUGAUUCCUCCUCCCACCAUUUAUUAAAUAGACCAAAGUUCUCGAGUAAGGAGGGUCGGCCGUCUGGCUUGGAAUCUACGACGGGUUCCUACCAAAAGAGAGGCCGAAUGCACUAUUCUGGACCGUUGAUGACAGGAGCAGGAAACAUUGAAGAGAUGCUUAAAGAGCAUGAAAAACUAAUCCAGGAAGCUGUUCGUAAAGCACGUUCAGACAAGGUUAAUAAAGGAUACAAUGGAAUUGAACAAACAGAAUUAUUAUUACACCACGGGAGGACUCGAAGGUGAAACUGGAGAAGAAACUGAUGAUUUUCCUUUAUUGAUCAACGGGAGCAUUUGCAACAAGACGUAAUUGUCAGGUAUUGCUUUUGAAGUGUUAUGAAUCUCAACUCGAGAGUAGACUCGAGGUUUGAGGGUAUCAUGCGCCAGGUAAGUUCAUCUCGGAAAAGUAAAAGAGAUUCAACCCGUGAAAUCCCUGUAGAUAUUUCAGAAAUGUGAUUACUUCGAAAAGCCAUUUGAAUCCAAAACCAUACAUAGUGUAGGGCGAGAGUGGUUUCUUUCGAUGCAUCGGCCAUUGAUUUGAUCCUGAAAGAGACAGAAUCUCUCUUUGCUUCUGGAAUUAAUUAUUCCUUUGUACAGCUGCAAUGAAUGAAUUCAUUCAUUGUCUUGAAUAUUGCAUCUCAUUGCCUUUAAAUUAUAAUAAUAUAAACCAAAGUGCUUAAAACACCA
Mercurialis annua (annual mercury) is the source of this 3223-nucleotide messenger RNA. RefSeq names its product probable serine/threonine-protein kinase At1g09600. Bases 578 to 2782 code for a protein of 734 amino acids. The transcript is spliced from 8 exons. Gene Ontology annotation, biological process: protein phosphorylation; positive regulation of transcription elongation by RNA polymerase II. Gene Ontology annotation, molecular function: ATP binding; cyclin-dependent protein serine/threonine kinase activity; RNA polymerase II CTD heptapeptide repeat kinase activity. Gene Ontology annotation, cellular component: nucleus; cyclin-dependent protein kinase holoenzyme complex. The record is from RefSeq and is a predicted model, not a curated record. Lineage: Eukaryota; Viridiplantae; Streptophyta; Magnoliopsida; Malpighiales; Euphorbiaceae.